This is a messenger RNA of Exophiala mesophila, 3255 nucleotides long. RefSeq lists its product as uncharacterized. The transcript has a single exon. NCBI's taxonomy places the organism in Eukaryota, Fungi, Ascomycota, Eurotiomycetes, Chaetothyriales, Herpotrichiellaceae. Gene Ontology annotation, biological process: Golgi to plasma membrane transport; exocytosis. Gene Ontology annotation, cellular component: exocyst. The record is from RefSeq and is a predicted model, not a curated record. Bases 51 to 3203 code for a protein of 1050 amino acids.
CGGCUUCUCGCGGCUGCACAACUCGUGUUGCCGACGAGCCGCCUUCCAAGAUGACCGACUUUGAGAGGAACAUUCUCAAUCACUACAAUAUCCCAUCUGCAUUUCCUGAAGAGUGGCCCAAGGAGUUGGACGAGAGCGACGAUGAAGAUACUAUCAUCUCCGACACUCUUGGGGUCAGACGUUCUCGAUCCAGGUAUUCCGCACUAGAGCGCAGUGCCAGCGAGAGAAAAAGCUUGCUCCCAGGGUCCCAGAAGACCGGUGAAGGCAAAGCCAAUCUGGUGCAAAAGGACGAACCGGAUCCCCUAGGCGCCAACUCCAGCGUGGUGACAUCUUUACGAAGUCGGGGUCUUCCAGUCGAACAAGACACUCGCCUUCGCAAUAAGUUCAUGUUAUCGUCAACCACCUUUUCCCCUGCCCUCUUCUUGUCUCAAUCUCAUUCAGACGCUUCGACUGAGGAUUUACUCCGAGGCUUACAGUACUUGACGAGGUCCAUUGAUCAGAAAUCGGCUUCUCUCAAGGUCUUGGUCGAGACGAAUUUUGAACGUUUUGUUCGUGCUAAAGCCACCAUUGAUAAUGUAUACACCGAGAUGCGAAACCAGGGCGUGGAUCCCUCAGCUGUCGCUGCCGCUGCCGCCGCCGCCGCUGCGCCAUUGUCUCCUCGCCACUCCCGCCGAACCAGUGGUAUUCACUUUCGAAACAUCAGCAGCGGAAGUGCCGCAGGGAUGCAGAAUCCAGCCCCCGUUGUCACUCCAAGCAAAAAUGCCCUCCGUAAGGAGACCGACUACGGCGUCCAAGGCAUUAGAGGUCCGCUGCUGGAAGUCUCUCAAAAGGCUGAUGAAGUCUGGGGACCCGCUCUAGGGGGCAAAGAAAGGGAAGGAAAUCUCAAAUCUAUCGCUGACGCCAUCACCAAGGACCGGGCUUUAUACGAUCUGGGCUCCAACCUCUUCGAAGCCAUCAAGCAAAAGGAUUACAGCACGGCGGUCCAACUCUACAACUCUGCUCGACAGUACGUCGUCGAUGCGAGGGCUCUGAGUGACAGUGUCGUUGAAAAAGGACGCACCCUGAACGAUGAAGAAGUCCAUAGGAUUCUUGUGAUUGGAAGAAUGUGGGCUGAUGCUGAUAAUCAAAUCAAAUCACUGAAGAGGGAUGUCUGGCGGAGGUUGUCCAAUGUCUCAUCAGCAUUGCCUUUUCCCGGCUUUUCCCAAACCGAAGAGCACAUGGAAAUGAUCAAUGUACUUUUGGAUCUCGGAGUGGAGGAAAGCCCGAUCUGGGUUUACCUCCUCAGCCGGUACGACUACUUGAAGAACAAAAUAUCGGCAGUGGUCGAAAGGUCCAAGAUUGAGAUUGAAAUACUUCGACGUCGACUCGCUGCCAGCGACAAGCCUUCAGCACAGACGGUGGCUGCCUUCCUUCGCCAGGCUACCAAGGACAGCUCGGCAGCUCUCGAUACUGAAGAUGUCAUCGACUUUUGGGAUUGUAUCCUCACGUAUUUUACUAAACUACUCUCCCUGUCGAGCGGCCUCCUUGGUGAAGUGGUCGAUUUUUGGGACUCCGCUCAAGCCUUUAUUGAUGGCACCAGGCAGCGAAGUCUACCCACAGGAUUUCAAGGCGAGAGCAGCAAACAUCACCAGUUGUCUGAUACGGAGGUCAGCGGUCUGCGUAGUGGCGCCGUCGACCUAGUGACCCUCAUCCGAGACGCAGUCAAUUCUCUACUUGCCGACCCUCCCACUGAAGACAUCUCCGCUCUUUUCUCCCCUAUCCCUGGUUCUGCUCAGACACCCACCACUCCUCUUGCUCCGACAGCAUUCUCGCCAACCGAUGGUCGCAUUGGCAGGCUGGACCCUCAAAAUCUUCCCGCAGCGGCUGUCAAGAAAGGAGAACCAUGGGAGGAUUUUGCCUUCUGGCCGUCUCACUCCAAUUCACUUGCCGCUGUCAAAUAUCUCUCGCAGAUUCUAAAAUUAUUGGGCAUUGCCGUAGGAGAAAUGGCAGUGUUGCGCCCUGUCUCAACCAAUAGUCCAGUCGUGGUGGAAAAGAUCAAGUCCAUGAUUUCCAACGCUCGAGACCGGUGUCUACGAGCACUUUGUGAAGCUUGGAGCAAGGAUGCCGAAUGUUGCAGAUAUCUUGAAGAAUGGGUCAGGGCACCUGAUAAACGCGAUCAGACACGACUGCCCUUGUACUUUGAACAGUUUGAGACCAAGGUCUUGCUCGGCAUGCAACAAGUCAUGUAUUUCUCCGACUCCAACUCCAGCUCCAAGCCCGGUCGAGAUAUCAUCGCCCCACCACCGUCCAAGCACCUUCAAAUGGCCAGAACACAGUUUGUCAGCAGCAUCUACAAGGCUGUCAGUGGCAUGCUCGAAAACGCCGAGGAUGCAGGUGCAAGCCAAGAAGAUGAAUGGGUUUUGGUGUCUAGCCUCGAAGCGGUUGCGGAUGGCGGCGGUCCAAAUGAGCUGCUAACCCAUGAAGCCAUUAAUGUCUCCAGUCGCAAUGUACGCAUGUUGUUGACCAUGUCCAACCUUAAAGCGUUGCGCAACGAGCACAUCCCCAAUCUGAUCCAACUUUUUGAAACAUCAUUCUCUGUCAAAUUGACCGAUGAGUCUAAGACAAUCCGCGAUGUGCUUGGCCAGAUCGAUGCAAAGCUUUUUCGUUCGUAUACCCGCCCGAUUGUGGCGCAUUUGACCAAGGUCAUCAAGGAAGGCAUCAAGGAUCCAUCAUGGGCGCCGAAAUCGUCACGACCAACCCAGGUUAGACCGUAUGUCUACGCAAGUUUGAUGACUUUGGUCAUGGUGCACACUGAAGUGUCAACAACCAUUUCCAACGCUGGGUCGAACAGUCCACUUCUCGGCGAGAUCAUUUCGUUUCUCCUUGAAAAUACCUCGCAGGCCCUUCUAGAUGGGUUCAAAGAGCGUCAGCCAAACACAUAUACUCUUGCCUCCCUCAUGCAGGCCACACUCGACACCGAAUUCCUCGCGCAGACCAUGUCUCAGUACGCGACGCCCAAAGCUGGUGAAAUUCAAGGGCAAAUAUACACCGAGCUGGACAAGCGAACGACCAACGACGCAAGACAAAGGCUGCAACAAGAAUUGGGAGACAUGCGCAUCGUGUUGAAGAAGCUGCGCGAAGGUAGUAGGAAUAGUUUUGGCUGCUUCAAGCGGCCCAGACCGUCUGUGACCGACAAGGACCGAGGCCGAAAGUUGACAGGAUGAGCGUGAUGGUCGAGACUCGCAACAGGGUGGUUUGUAGGUUGGCAGAAAAUAU